GGGGAAGAAGGACGAGAACUUUGACAACUGGGAGGCCAAUGUCAAUAGUUACAUUUAUUUACAACAUAUCCUGAUGGAGGAGCAAGUCCUCGUGGCCUUCCAGGCCCUGAAGGACGAAGCGGCUAGCUUCGCCAGGUCUCUUGCGCGUACAGUCGGUUGUGAAAACAACCUGGUUGCAUAUUCUAAAGUCACCCCUCUUUCCCAAUUGCUCAGGCUCCUCAAGGAGCGUUUCGCUGACCCAACGAGAGGCAUAAGAGCCUUUGACAAGCUUCAAACGAUCCACUCACGGCAGUGGAGGAGUGCCAAGGCACUCAAGGGUACCAUGGACGACUUGGUAGCCGUCCCGGACCAUGGGGUCACUGAGCCCCAGUUGGUUCAGUUGUUUUAUCGUGCCAUUCCAGAGGCCCUACGUGGGCAUUUCUUUGACAAGUCUCAGCAGGCCGGCAUCACAUACGAUCAGUUGAGUCGCGAAGUCGUCUUGUAUGAGUCGAAGUCUACGCCAGUUACCACUUUCUGGCAUAAGGACUUAGAGAAGGGGAAGAAGUGGAAGAAUCAUACCAUCUCAGGCCAAGGAAAGGGCAAGGAUCACAUGAUCCUGACAUUAGAAGAAGGUGGUACCGAUGAGGUCCCAUAUGACCAGAUUGAGUGGGGCCUUGAAGAUGAUGGCAGUAGUGUAGGGCAGGGGAGGUCUUACGCUGCUCUCGCAGCUGGAGGGAGGCCGCAAGGAGGAGGAGGAGGCCAGGGCCAAAGGGGCCAGGCCAUGGGAGGCCGAGGAUCGGGCGCACAGGGGGUUGGCGGACAGGGAAACCGCCAAGCGGGAGGUAGGGGUCAAGGUCCCCCGUCAAAUCGCCAGGGUAAUCGGUCCCCACAACGAAGAGGUGGAAGGGCACCUCAAGGAGGUUGGCACCGCGGCUUGCCACAGGGCAGGCCCUGGGAAGACUUGGGCUUGGACCGACAAUUAUGGCAGGAACGCGUGAACAUGGGUCAGUGCGUAUUUUGUGGUGACCCGACGCACGCGUACUUUCGCCUAGAGAUGGAUGGGAAGGUGGAGAAAGUUCUCCAGUCCCUGACUCUUCUCAUACAAGAUGACCUUCCUUUUGAUAUAGUGUUGGGAAUGGAUUGGGGAGAGGCAGCAGGGGCCACACUUCAUUUGAGAGAGCAUGAAUGUAGGCUCCCUAAUCCGGCGGGCGAAGUUAAGACUGCCCGCUUGUUCCAUGUGUCUGGUGUAGAUAACAUCUUGACACAUUGUUGUCUCAGUGCUCCCACAUUCGCGCGAUUAGUAAAGGAGCAGUUAGAAGACCAGAUCUUUGUAGUAUACGUCAGACCUGUUACUGAGGCCCAGGAAAAGGAUAGUUCCACAGAUCCAACAAUUGCCAAGCUGCUGGAAGAAUUCAAAGACUUGACUGAGUCGCCGACAGGAGUAGUGUCGCGCCCCAUCCAGCACAGGAAAGAGAUAGAGCCUGGCAGUAGAACUCCUAAGGGUGCAGUCUACAAGAUGUCCCCUAGACAGUUAGAGGAGCUCCGCAAGCAGUUAGACGAACUCCUUGAGAAAGGUUGGAUCAGGCCCAGUUCGUCUCCUUUUGGAGCACCCGUUUUGUUUGUCCCCAAGAAGGAAGGAGAGCUUCGUAUGUGUAUAGACUAUAGGGGUUUGAACGCGAUCACAGUGAAGAAUGCUGAGCCGCUGCCCAGGAUAGACGAUCUUUUAGAUCGAGUGCAGGGUUGUAAGUAUUUCUCUAAGAUAGACUUAAAGUCCGGAUACCAUCAGAUAGAAGUCCAUCCUGAUGAUCAGUACAAGACUGCAUUCCGGACUAGAUAUGGACAUUACGAGUUUAUAGUGAUGCCCUUUGGACUGACCAACGCGCCAGCUACUUUUCAGCGUUGUAUGAAUGACCUGUUUAGACCAUGGUUAGAUAAAUUUGUAGUAGUCUACUURGAUGAUAUCCUAGUCUUUAGUGAGACCCUCCAGGAGCACCAGGGUCAUCUGAGGCAGGUCUUGGAGAAGCUUAGAGAGGCUAACUUCAAGAUCAAUGCGAAGGAGUGCGAGUGGGCCAAGACGCAAGUCUUAUACUUGGGCCACGUGUUGGACGGAGAUGGCAUUAAGCUAGAGGACAGCAAGAUCGCGGCGAUUAGAGAUUGGUCGACGCCCCGCACAUUGACAGAGUUGCGGUCGUUCGUAGGCUUAACUAACUACUAUAGGAAGUUCGUAAGGAACUUUUCUACUUUCGUCGCUCCCUUGCGCAGGUUGCUGAAGAAAGAGGCAAUCUGGCAAUGGGACAAAGACUGUACGUCUGCGCUCAAGAAGCUAAAGCGCGCGUUAAUAGAAUAUCCUGUCCUCAAAGUUGCAGAUCCGUCUUUGCCAUUUGUUGUCACCACGGACGCGAGUCAGUAUGGGAUAGGCGCCGUGUUGCAGCAAGACGACAGCAAUGGCUAUAGACCCGUAGAGUUCAUGUCCGCGAGGAUGCCCUGUGAGAAGGUCGCUACCUCCACGUACGAGAGGGAACUCUACGCUCUCAGGCAGGCUUUAGACCAUUGGAAGCACUAUCUGCUUGGGAGACACUUCAAAGUGUAUUCGGACCACGAAACGGUUAGAUGGUUAAAGACUCAGGCCAAGAUGACACCUAAGUUGACUAGGUGGGCCGCAGAGAUAGACCAAUUCGACUUUGAGCUCAAGCCAGUGAAGGGCAAGUACAACGUAGUUGCGGAUGCUCUGAGUAGGAAAUCAGACUACUUUGGAGCUGUAGUACACUAUCUGGAUAUAGGGAGAGACCUGCAGGAGAAGUGCGGUUCGACGGUGUGUGAAGCUUAUGGGCUGCCAUUGUCGACUACUGUGGCGGACAGAAUUGUUGUCGCGGGAGUCGACACAAAAACGGUUUAGAUGAACUCCCACCAGUAAAAUCAAUGCAGUCGC
Chara braunii is the source of this 2908-nucleotide messenger RNA. NCBI's taxonomy places the organism in Eukaryota, Viridiplantae, Streptophyta, Charophyceae, Charales, Characeae. The record is from the annotation of a GenBank genome assembly.